Messenger RNA from Lucilia sericata (common green bottle fly), 7061 nucleotides. RefSeq names its product ichor (gene ich). Gene Ontology annotation, cellular component: nucleus. Gene Ontology annotation, biological process: regulation of transcription by RNA polymerase II; embryonic hindgut morphogenesis; embryo development. The coding region runs from base 2054 to 3733 and encodes 559 amino acids. Gene Ontology annotation, molecular function: RNA polymerase II transcription regulatory region sequence-specific DNA binding; DNA-binding transcription factor activity, RNA polymerase II-specific. The record is from RefSeq and is a predicted model, not a curated record. The transcript has 2 exons. NCBI's taxonomy places the organism in Eukaryota, Metazoa, Arthropoda, Insecta, Diptera, Calliphoridae.
UAUGAUGUUGUUUUGUUUAUUUGUUAGUGGGUACGUUCGUUCGUUUGUUCGUUAGUUGGUUGGUUGCUAGUGGCAGGCAACAGCAAGCAGCAGCAUCGUUUGAAUUUCUUUUUCAUAACCGAGCGCCUGCGCACAGUUGGCUUUCUACCGUUGGCGUAUACGGAUUUGUUCAAAUUUUCAAACGCGUCGCUAAUGAACACAGAAACGAAAUAUAAAAAAAAACAAAAGAAAAUUUACAAUAACAACAACAACUACUACAAAUAUUAUGCGUAUAUUAUAUCAAAACCCACAAAGAAAAAUUUAUAUACUCGAAAAAUUCACUCAAUAUAACGGUUUAAUUUUCAAAAUUAAGAAAAACAAAAUAUUAAAAUAAAAGUGGAACACACAAAUAAAUAAAAUUAUGAAAAUUUGAAAUUGUUAAAAAGUACUUAAAAUAAUUUCAAAAAUAAAAUUGAAAAUUAAAUAAAAAAUAAUAAAAAGUGUAAACAAGUGCAAUUUAAAUUAACAACAAAACACACAAAAAUUUGUUUAAAAAAAUUAUAGAAAAAAGGAAAUACAAAAGUUGCAAUAUUAUUUUGAAAAAAAAGGAAUACUUUUUCAAUAUAUAAUCUACAUAUUUCUUAAAAAAAUACAAAACAAAACCAAGACCUACAAAAAAAUUUUUCAAAUCAUUUAAACAAAAACCAAAAAAAAACUGUUGUAAAUAUUUUCAUUCAACAAAAAAACAAACCAAAUUACCAAAACAUUAAUUAAUAAAUUUUUUUCAAAUUUAUUAACCGUCUACACCCUCAAUCCAACAUAAACAAACCAAACACUUACUUGGAACCCUUUAAGAAAAACAACAACAAAAAUUACAAAAAAUUUAAAUUUAUUUCUAUUAAAUAAAGUUUUGUAAAUAAAUAAAAAUCUCAUCUUUUUUACCCCCUCCAAAAACAAAAACAAACAAUUUGGCUUAAAAUCAAAAUUUAUAAACAAUUCCCUAAACUCCAUUACUGUUUAUCCCUCUUACUCAUAUAUAAACUGUCGUUCAAAACAACAACAACAACAAAAACAAUCAUUUAUAUUUUAUUAAUAUUUUUAUGAUUUUGUUUUGUUUUUUUUAAUAAUAAUUCUAAAUAAUUAACUCCCCAAAUAUAAACUAUUUUUAUGUGUGUGUGUGCUAUUUUUGUGAGUACCUUCCCUGGCUUUAAAAAUCCAAAAAAAAAAUUUAAAAAGUUUCUUAGUGCUUUUUAGCCUGCAUGCUUUUGUUUUAUUUAUUACUAACAUUUUUCAUUUGGUGUAAAUAUUGGUUUUGUAGUCUAAUUAAUUUGCUGGCUUUAAAUUAGCUUUAUACAUAUUUUCUUCUUUUCUUCUAUGCCUUUAGUUUAGUUUUUCAUCUAUUUCCUUUUGUUUUAAGCUUAAACAUUUAUGGAAGUGUUUUUUUUCUAUUUUUUCUCAUUUCAUUUUAAUUAAUAUAUGAACCAAAUAAAAAAAAAACUAAAAAAAUGCAUAUUUUGAAAUUUAAUGCAAAAAUAACUAUAUAAACCCCAAACCCCUCCUACCAAAUAAUCGAACUGUGCUAAAGGAUUAAAUACACUCGCAAAAAAAAAACAAACAAACAAAUUUAACCAAAAUCAUCUUUACAACGGAUUACAAACUGUGGAUUACUUUGAAUUAUCACUAUAAUUACACAGCUUUAAAAAUGGAUUACCUAUAUCAAUGAUGUUUAACAUUGUUUUAACAAAUAAAGUGUUAAAAUGCAUUUACGACAUUUAAAACGUUUUUUAUUUAUAAAAACCUGUAAUAAUAUAUAAAACUUCAAACAACAACAACAAAAGUGAGCUAAAUAAAACCACAACACCCUCCCAACCCAUUGGAAAAGUGUUAAUACCAACCAAACUUAUACCCCGCCCCGCCAAACAUAAAUCCCUUAAAUAUUAAUUUUCUUCCCUCACACCCAAAAAUAAAAUUAAUAUUUUCAACUCUUACCAGCAACAACAAAAAAGCGGUUAUUGGGUUUUCUUCAAUAUACCGCUAAUAAAAACUGAAUUAAAUAAAAACUUCACAAAAUACCAUGAAGUUUUGCAGUAUGAACGGACCAACAGAAUCAGAAGUUGAAAGCCUUUUAAUGAGUCCUUGCUGGGGCCCUGCACAAAACGGCAGUCAAGAUCAAUAUUUACUAGACGGCCAUAAAUUAUUGUUAGAACAUGAUCUUGACUCACUGCCCAGUGAUACAGAACAAAAGAAUUCCCUAGAUGUUUUGGAUAAUUUGUUAAUGAACUCUUCGUCUUUGAAUGCGCUGUCAGAUUUAAAGCCACUACCACCCUUUACCGGUUAUACGGGACAUUUAUCAAUAAAUGGCAUAUCGGGUCAUCAUUAUCAUGCCAUAGCCCAGAGGCUGCCGGAUGAAAGCAAUAAUAAUUAUAUACAAUCGGCCUAUCAUACGGGAGCGACGACAAAUCCUUCGUCAACGGGUAUAUUGGGAGCCACAACUAUACAGCUGGCCGCCUCCUCAACGGGUAACUCACCGAAUGGCGGUGGUGGUGGCGGCGGUGGAGGUGGCAUGAGUUUGUCCAGUAGUCAUAAUUCAUCAGCCGAUCAUAAUAUUGUUUCCUCCUCCACCUGCCUGCCUGAAAGUGUCUUAAGUUCGGAUGCCGAUGCCUGCCUAAAUGAUGUUAAACUCUUUGCCGAUAGUCAAUUAGAUAGUAAGCUUUAUUCUUUGGCCGACAGCUGUGUUAUGUCCCAUCCCUCGAACAAUAGUACAACAUCUGCAAUUUUAAAUGGUGGUCAGGAUCCCGAUUCGGGUGGUGUUAGAAUAUAUGCAGAUGCUAAGGAUUUAACCGAAUAUGUGGAUAUGAAUUCCAUCGAUGAUAUAGCGGCAAUAAUUGGCAGUGCAAUAGCUGAUACUACGGUACCUAAUCAAAUGGACAAAGAUGAUGGCAAUGAUACUCGCGAUUCCUGGAUCGAUUUGGAUGCUUGGAUUGAGGGCAAUUGUAUACAGCAGGAGGGCAAAUUGGUGGUGUCACAGCAGGAUUCCUUAAGUGAGUUUAUACUACCCCAGUCGCCCGUACAUCCUAGUAGUUCUACGCUACAGAGUCUGCUGACACAUGGCUAUAUGCCCUUGUUGCAAAAUCGCCUACAAAACGGUCCACCCUCGGGCAAUAUUAAGGGUGAAGCGCCUAGUUCUACCUCAUUUUGUAAUGAAUUAACGACGGCGACCUCCACAUCGGCCAGUCCACCUGGUUCGGUGGUCUCCACCACAGAUAAUCUCAUGAUCAAUCCCCGCUAUCUUACCAAUCCUGCUCAAUAUCAGAUUUCCAUGAAAUCUGAAGGCAUCUGCAGUCCGGACAUGAUGGGCAAUUAUCCGCAUACGACCACCAUUACACCCACCGGCACACCAAAAACCAAAAGAUCUAGAUCACAGAAGAAAUCAUCAGCGUCCACAUUAGCCUCAUCCUCGCUCGGCAAUGGCCCACAAAACGGUUCACAGCCGCAACAAAUGAACUCCAUAACAUCACCCUCCUCGGUCAACUUUAAUGCCAACGACCUGACGGGUCUUCUGGGUAAGGAGAAGCCUGUACAUCGUUGCAGUAUUUGUAAUCGGGGCUUUCUCAAUAAAAGUAACAUUAAGGUACAUUUGCGAACGCAUACGGGAGAGAAACCGUUUCGUUGUGAAGUGUGUGCUAAAGCCUUUCGACAAAAGGCUCAUUUGCUCAAACAUCAACAGAUACAUAAGAGAAUUGGGCGUGACUGACAUCAGAAUCAAGCCUCGGCGAAAACUUCUAAUUACCACUCCAUACGAAUGGAUAAUGAAGAAUUUCGUUUCAAACCGAUCAUACUACAAAAACCCAAAGUAUUCUUACAUCCUUAACCCUUCUUAAGACCCCUACCCCCAGCACUUUUGUAGUAUGUUUCUGGUUUGAACCUAAAACAAACAAAGAACUUGUCGAAAAUUUUUGCAAAUAAUUAUUAAAAUAAAAAUUCAAUUUUUGUUUUAAUACAAUUUAUUUCCAAAUAUUUUCCCACUGUGUGUGAUUUGGUUUUAUUCCUAACGAUUCAUUCGUUCCAAGGCGGCUCAAAGUAUACCAACAUAUUGAACGGAUGCAGCACUUUAACAAAAUGGAAAUAAGUUUUUCUAUUCUUUUGUUUUUUUUUUUUUUUUUAUAAAAAUAAAAUUUAUUUUAAAUAGAUUUUGUUUAUUUAGAGAAACUGAAAAACUUUUCUUAUUUUGUUGUAUAAUUUUUUUUUUUAAUUUUGCUAGAGCUUUUUUGCUCUAAGCAAAAUAAAACAAAGUGCUCCAUACGAUCAAUUGGGAAAUUUGGUUUAAUCUUUGAUUGCUACAGGUAUUGGUUAUAAAGCCUGAAUAAAACCAUUUUACAUGCUACAUGAAAAUGAUACAAAGAAAAACAAAUAUCAAUUGUUAUUCGUUGUUGUUGAUUGCUUUUGAUCUCUUAGUUAUUCUUAUAAACAAAAAAUAGUAGAAUUAUUACAAAAUUUAGUUUUUAAAGAAAUUUUUUUUUAACAAAAUUUCAUUUUAGUUUAGUUAAACAUUUAGGUAGAACAAACUCUAGUUUACUUAAAAGAGUAAGAGGCAAAUAGCUUCCAGAGUCCUCCUCUCACAUAACUCCUGCUCUCUCUCUCUCGCUUAAAACAAUAACUCCUUGCUAUAUAUGUAAUACUUUUUUGUUGAUCAAAAAAAGUUGUUUGAUAAGAGGCGUCUAAGCUUAUGACAUCAUCUCGAAGAGGACUUCGUUAUGGAAAGGACAUUUCUCUCUUAAUCAUAAUAAGGAUUUAGAAAGAAGUAAAAGAGAUUAAAUUGGUCCGAUAAACUUUUAUUUUGUUCUGCAGACAAGUUAUAGACCAAUGACACUCUCAAAGGUGAUGAGAAGUGAAUACAAUAUUCUAAACCAGUCAUCAGCAAAGAGCUCCUUUAUGAACACUCUGAUGGUGUUAGCUUUCUUUCAUACAUGGAAGCAAGAGAGACGAAGAAUGAAAUGAGAGAGAUUCAAUUGUUUCUCUCAAUAUAUAUUUAUCCUUUUUAUCCUAUUCGGCUAUUCAAGCCACAAAUCGACAAACGGCUCUCUCAUUAGUACUUAUUAUCUCUUAUUUUUACUUGUACGUAAGCUCUCAAAAAGCUCAUGUAAUACUCUAUGCCGAUACCUGAUUCAAACUACCAAAAGUUGAAUAGAUGAGAACAUAUUCGACUAUUCAAGCCCCAAAUCGACAGAAAGCUCUCUCUUACUUUUACUCUUAAAGCUCUCAAACGUAUAAAAAUCAACAAAACCCAGCUAAAAGCUCAUUUAAUACUCUAUGCCGAUACCUGAUUUAAACUACCAAAAGUUGAAGAGAUGAGAACUGAACACAAUAUUUUAAAUCAGGCAUUAGCAAAGAGCUUCAUUAUUAACUCUUGAUUGGGUUUGCUUGUUUUCAUACAUGAAUGAAUAUGCGUGUGAAUGGAAGUAAGAAAGAGAAGAAUUAAUUGAGAGAGAUAUUUAUGCUCUCUUGCUUUAACAUACUCUGACACUCUAUUCCGAUGAGAACUGAAUACAAUAUUUUAAACCAGGCAUCAGCAAAGAGCUCCUUUAUGAACUCCCUGAUGCCGUUUGCUAGAUUUUAUACAUAGACGAGCCUGCUAUUGGAAGCAAAUUAAAAGUGAAAUGAAAUGACAGAGAUUUAAUUGGUUCUCUCAAUAAAUAUAUAUAUAUAUAUAUAUAUAUAUAUAUAUAUAAUCUAUUCGGCUACUCAAGCCACAAAUCGACAAAAUGCUCUCUUAUUAGUAAUUAUUAUCUCUUACUUUUACAUGUUCAUAAGCUCUCAAAUGUAUAAAAAAAGCCACAAAACCAAUAUAAAAGUUCAUUUAAUACUCUAUGCCGAUACCUGAUUCAAACUAUAAAAAAUUGAAGAGAUGAGAACUGAAUACAAUAUUUUAAAACUUAGCUUUGCCUGUUUUUAUACAUGGAUACAUUGAGAGAGAUGUUUAUGCUCUCUUGCUUUAAAAUGAAUGCAACAAAUCCUAUCUUAAAUCUCAUUUGGUUCUCUAUGCCGAUACCUGAUUUAAUCUCUCAAAUUUUAUGAGAAUGGGGGGUAAUGAUUACACAAAAUAAUUAAUUACAAGGUCAAUUACAAUUGUGUAAUAGAACAAUAACCAAUUACAAUUACUUGUAAUUGAAGUUUUUCCAAUUGCAAUCACUUGUAAUGUGUAAUUAACCAAUAACCAAUUACAAUUAUUUGUAAUUGUAAUUCAAAUUUUCCAUUAAAAUUACUUGUAAUUGUUAUAUAUUACUAAUUACAAAUUUUAUGGUAAUGCUUCAAUUAUAAUUACUUCAAAUGUAAUUGUAAUUGAAAAUGUAGUCAUUACCCCCCAAGCCUGCUGAAUACAAUAUUUUAAAACAGGCAAAGAGCUUCGGUAUAAAUUCUCUGAAUUGGUUAAAUUGUUUUUAUACAUGGAUGAGUCUAAGUGGAAAUGGAAGCAAGAGAGUGCUCUUUGCCGAUACCAGCUUUAAACAAAUUUUGUGAUAUUUUGUUAAGUUUAGCAAUAACACGCUUUUCGUUUCCUUGAGAAACAAUUUACUUAAAACUUAUUCGUUAAAACCGAUAAAUAACUAUUUUUUGUCCAUUAUUACGCCUAUUAAGAAACAUUUUAGAAUCAAAACAGUUCCAAAUUAUUGAAACUACAGACUAUUAACCUCAAAACUAGUUAACAUUUAGAAUCAUUUAUAAAACACACAGUCAAUCCAAUAGAAUUCCAAAGAGAGCACAAGCAAUGUAAGAACAACGGAGCGUCCAAUUGUCUUUUUGCAACUGUUGUUCCGUUUUGAUGCAACUCUGUGAGUCUCUAUCGAAACGGCGAAAAAGCACACACUCACACACAAUACAACUCAAUGGCAACUCUAAAAAUACACUGUAAAAAUUUCAAAAAUAAAAUACAAAAACACUCUCAAGUAUGCCUAAGUAAAUUUUUGUAAAUUAAAUUAAAAAAAAAACUUAAAAUGCGUAGAAAAGUACCUCAAAUAUUAUUAAAAAAAUAAAUAAAAACAACAAAUUGUUUAUUGUCAAAUUAAUAAUAAUUUAUAAAAAUUAAA